Molecule: messenger RNA, 1638 nt
Organism: Mesocestoides corti
Lineage: Eukaryota; Metazoa; Platyhelminthes; Cestoda; Cyclophyllidea; Mesocestoididae
Source: the annotation of a GenBank genome assembly
AUGGCUGAAGUCGUUGAACGUAAUAUUGAAGAUAGCUUGUCUGAAUAUUCAUACAUUCGUCGUGCAAAGCUUUUCAACGAAGAAGAAAUUCGGGAAAUUGUUCGUCGCAGAAGGCAGCACGAGUACAGUUUGCAGAAACGUAACAAACGGAUAUCUGAUUAUGAAUCCUACAUAGCAACCGAACUCGGCAUCUUGAGACUUAUAUCCCUGCGCCGUUUGAAAACUAUGGACUUCAGAUUUAAAGACAAGUUAGAAAAAUCAGUAAUAUCUCGUCUCGUUCGACUCCACAAGCAAAUCUGCUAUCGGUUUCAAUCACGCGUAGAUGUGUGGAUGCGUUUUCUGUUGUUUAAUCGAAAACUGGGUCGUCACUUGACCGUUGCUCGUCUGUGGGAGCGUGUUUUACAGGUGCAUGGGAGAACAGAUCCCCGGCUGUGGUCGGCUGCGGCGGCUUUCCAUCUAACUGACGGCGCCCGCGCAAAGGCCCUUUCAGCCCUGAAUAAACUCAGAACCGAAAAACAAGCCCUCAAAAAGUCACGAAAAAAACUCGCCCAACUCAUGAAGAAUCCCACGUGUUCACAAGAAAAAGCUGUUCUGCGGCUGGAGACACUACAGUUGACGAAACUGCGGGACGCCAUAAGCCGUCAAGUUCGCUUGACUUGGGAUCGCACUCUGAUAAGUGGUUUACGCGAAGCCCGUCGGAUCCUAGUGCAGGGCUUGAGGUUGAACGAGGACAGCGUCUUCCUGGUUGUGGAGCUGCUCAAAUUGGAGGCCUCAGCGACAGAUUUCUUUCAAAAGCGAGUUCUCUCUCGGCAAAAACAGGCAGCGAGUGUUGAUGCGGAUGAUAGAACCGACGCGGAAACUUUUAUGGCUGAGGUCUCCGAGGAUGUGGACGUUGUGGCCUCAGGUGGAACCUUCAACUUGGUUCUUGAGCGCUUUCUCACCCUGCCGAAGUGCACUUCAGUGGAUAUUGCAUCUGUGAUAAAAAUUGCCACGAAAUUCUCCUUCGCUAACAAAGCGCUAGUCGAUCAACUGUCAGACAGACAGAAGCAACUUGAGGCCGAGGAAAUAGCUGAGAAGGAGAACAUAGAGAAGGCGAUCAGUGAAACGAUGUGCGACAAAGCUGCCACCAUCGCCUCAACAAACGCGCUCCUUGAGGGCCGCCUGAAUGACCUUCAACAUCUCCUGGAGGCCGAGGGUGUUGACGCAGCCCUGUCAGCGUGGACGACCUGGUAUCCGACUGGUGUGCGCUGUGAACUCCUCCAGGUACUGGACCCUUCAAGCAAUCCUCGUUGGCUAGCACUCCUCACCUUCCGCCUCCAACUCGUCAACGUCUCCAAGAUGCAGAAACCGGAGUUCAACGGAGACGUCGAGGAAGCAGUUCGCGCCUACAACGAGUACCGCUUGAAACACGAGGAACGCGUGAAAGAGGCCAGAAAACUGAUGGACACUUUGGCAGUCUCGAAUUGGGGAUCUAAAGUUGGCGAUUUUUGGCGGCUCUACAUGGAAUUUGAGCGAAAACUCGGUGACUGUUCGCGCCUGCCUUCGUUGAAGUGGCGCGCCGAGAAGACCCUUCGGGACGCUCCUCGUGCCAAAUUCCUCGCCGACUGCACCGACGCCAAUGCGAAAGAGUUCUUGUAA